UCAGAGGUGAGAGAUACAUCCUUCUCCUCAUCUUGACAGGUGCAUAUGCUAUAACUCACCCGAAAAGAUUAGAUCCAAAAAUGGCAGCAAAAUGUAAUGAUAACACCCACGAGUUCAAACUUCAGACACAAUCCCACUUUCAAGGCAUGCCUAAAUGGGUCACAGACCAGAUAAUCAUACCUCUUAACUCUUCUUUAACAAGUCUAAGUUGGUCAACCAAAACCAAAAACAAGUACUAGAGGCUCUCACUAGUCACUACCCAGCUCCUUUCUGCUUUCCCAAAGAAGAAAAAGAUUACUAUUUACUACAACCAACUUAAUGAAAAAGAAAGCAAGAUAAAAAUGCGAAGUUCAUGAAUCAUGAGACUAGUAGUAAAUUAAUUACCGAAGCAAAGAGAGCUAAGCAGCAAUAAUGAUAAACUAUGGCAAUGGCCAAGCUUGCCAUAUACAGCAAUAAUAAUACCAUUUUCUUACGUGAAAUCAUGCCUCUGCUGCUGCCCUAUACAUACUCUUCACACCAUGCACUCUCAUUUCAGGUUCCAAUGGCUCCUCUGUUUUCCGUCAUCGUCCUCUUCAUCAUCAUCAUCUGUGAUUCCCCGUUGGCACACUCUCGCACCACACCCCAUCACAUACCUAAAACCACGUUCCUCGAUGUCACUGCCUCCAUUCAAAAAACCCUUCAAGUUCUCGACUUCAACCACCACAAACAACAAGAGCAACUCAGUUCUACGCCAUCAUCAAAGCUCUCUCUGCAUCUUCAUUCUCGAGUAUCACUUCAGAAGCCAACACACCACGACUACAAGUCCCUCACUUUAUCCCGACUCGAGCGCGACUCAGCCCGAGUCACGACCCUCCUAACUCGUUCACAAUCCUUCAGCGUCUCGGAACUUGAGGGACCCAUCGUCUCCGGAACUAGUCAGGGAAGCGGCGAGUACUUCUCCCGAGUCGGAAUCGGCGAGCCACCGAAUCCUGUCUACAUGGUCCUCGACACUGGCAGUGACAUCAGCUGGGUGCAAUGCUCACCCUGCUCCGGUUGCUACCGCCAAUCCGACCCGAUAUUCGACCCGAACUCAUCGUCUUCCUUUCACCCACUCUCCUGCGACUCAACUCACUGUCAAUUGCUCGACGAAUCUCAGUGUCUCAACAGCAACUGCCUCUACGAGGUCUCCUAUGGCGAUGGUUCCUAUACCGUCGGUGAAUUCGUCACCGAAACCAUCACCAUUGGCCAAAGCUCCGUCACAAACAUCGCCAUCGGCUGCGGCCACAACAACCAAGGCUUGUUCAUCGGAGCAGCAGGGUUGCUCGGACUCGGCGGCGGAACCUUAUCUUUUCCGGCUCAGCUGAAUUCGACGUCGUUUUCA
Arachis ipaensis is the source of this 1360-nucleotide messenger RNA. The record is from RefSeq and is a predicted model, not a curated record. Lineage: Eukaryota; Viridiplantae; Streptophyta; Magnoliopsida; Fabales; Fabaceae.